Dentiscutata heterogama is the source of this 678-nucleotide messenger RNA. The record is from the annotation of a GenBank genome assembly. Lineage: Eukaryota; Fungi; Glomeromycota; Glomeromycetes; Diversisporales; Gigasporaceae.
CUUCCUGCAGUAAUUGGUCGAGAAGGUUCUGGCAUUGUAGAAGCAGUUGGUGAGGGUGUAAAGGACAUCCGGCCUGGAGAUCAUGUAGCUUACAUGAGUUCUUCAUCUUAUGCUGAAUUUACAAUUGCGCAUUCAAAGUAUGUUGCUAAAGUACCAGAUGAUCUCGAUUUGAAGUUGGUUGCAGCCUCUCUUCUUCAGGGCUUAACUUCUUGGGUCUUGGUAACUCAGUCUUAUGAAGUGAAAAAAGAUGAUUGGAUUCUUAUCCAUGCAGCUGCAGGUGGUUGCGGUCUUCUUCUUGUGCAAUUCGUGAAAAAUUGUGGCGCUCACGCAAUUGGUACCGUCUCUAAUGAUGAGAAGGCUAAAUUAGCUAUUUCAGCUGGUGCUGAACAUGUAAUCAAUUAUUCUAAUCAGAAUGUUGUUGAGGAAGUCAUGCGGAUUACUGAUAAUAAAGGUGUACAUGCUGUUUUUGAUGGUGUGGGCAAAGAUACUUUCGAAACCUCUCUAGCUUGUGCUCGUCGUUUAGGGUCGGUAAUUUCAUUUGGAAAUGCGAGUGGUGCAGUACCACCGUUCGACAUUUUAAAACUUGCAGAAAAAAAUUUAAAGUUGAUGAGACCUACAUUAUAUAAGUACAUUGAAACCGAAGAAGAGUUUAAAAAAUAUACUGCAGAGUUGUUUGCA